Molecule: messenger RNA, 870 nt
Organism: Rodentolepis nana
Lineage: Eukaryota; Metazoa; Platyhelminthes; Cestoda; Cyclophyllidea; Hymenolepididae
Source: the annotation of a GenBank genome assembly
AUGGGCCGCUGUAGUUUUUAUUAUCAUUAUUAUUAUUUCGGCAUUUUAAAGGCUCAUGUGAAUGCCAAGGUAGUUAAAGGAAACAGAACUGCCCUAAUGAUCGCCGCUGCAAAAGGUUAUGCAGAUGUGCUUCGAGUUCUUCUCUCGCACGGAGCCUCAGUUCACGCGGCCGACGAAAAUGGCAACUUUGCAAUUCACUUUGCCACCAUUCACGGCCAGUUGGAGUGUGUUAAACUCCUAAUGGACAGAGGGAGUCUCGCAAACGUGGGAAAUUCGAAUUUUAUAAAUCCCCUUAUGUUGGCGGCUAGGUAUGGUCGUUCUCACAUUAUCAAAUACCUUCUGAGGAGAGGAGUUAAUUUAUCCUGCCAACUGAACAAGUUCAUGGAAUCAGAACUUACAUUUGCAGUUCGAAAGGGUCGUUUACGGGUUGUUCUACUCUUCUUGAAGACUACAAAUCCCAAUGUAGACCGAAAGGCAGAGCUCAAUCGUGCUCUGUCAAUUGCCAUUAAGCUAGGCAGACUCAAAACAUCGAAGGUCUUAAUAAAAUUCGGUGCGGAUAUAAACAGCAUAGAUGAAGGCAGCAAGUCGUCUGUCAAUUUGGCAAUCCUGAGAAGCGGAUUCAAUCUCACCGACUAUCGGAUUUCAAAUGAAGCCGGACUUACACCUUUAAUGUUUGCUAUUCAAAUGGAACGCGUCGAUAUUGUCAGAACUUUAAUUAAAGCAGGAGCCGAUAUUCAUGCCAGAUACGGGAACACCGGUCAGACAGCAUUGGAAAUGGCCAGAAAGGCUAAAAAUAAAGACAUUCUGAAGGUCUUUGAGAAAGAACUACGGACUUGCAUUGAGAAAUCCUGUUCUUCAGCCAAAUCAUAA